This is a messenger RNA of Cladophialophora psammophila CBS 110553, 1884 nucleotides long. RefSeq lists its product as uncharacterized. Lineage: Eukaryota; Fungi; Ascomycota; Eurotiomycetes; Chaetothyriales; Herpotrichiellaceae. The transcript is spliced from 5 exons. Gene Ontology annotation, molecular function: flavin adenine dinucleotide binding; N,N-dimethylaniline monooxygenase activity; NADP binding. The record is from RefSeq and is a predicted model, not a curated record. Bases 1 to 1884 code for a protein of 627 amino acids.
AUGGCCCCCCUGUUGGAUAUAGAACCUGAUUCGCCUUUUGCCAGUGGAUUUCUUGACCUGAAGCAGGCCACGGUCGCCAUCAGCGAUGUACAGAUACCUAAUGGUUUUCCCGAUCAGGUUGAGAACCGCCAAAAUGGACAUAUCGAACACGUAACGCCGCUCACCAAUCAGACGGAGUCCUUUUAUAUUGUGAGAGAGGUAUCCAUGGGCACGAGAAAGCCUAUCCGUGUCGUGUGCCUCGGGGCAGGCUACUCGGGAAUAAUGAUGGGUAUUGUAUAUGCGCAGCGCAUGACCGAGAUGAACGUGGACUUUUGCAUUUAUGAGAAGAAUGCCGACAUGGGUGGGACCUGGUUGGAGAAUAGGUAUCCAGGCUGCCAAUGCGACAUUCCUGCACAUAACUACUCCUACUCUUUUGAGCCCAACCCCAACUGGCCCAAUUACUACGCCACCUCGCGGCAGAUUCAUGAUUAUAUGAAGUAUGUGAUGGAGAAGUACGACGUGGAGAAAUACAUCCACACCUCCCACCAGAUCCUAAAGGCAGCCUGGAACUCAGAGCAAGGGCGCUGGGAUCUUAGAGUUAGGAGGCCCAACGGAGAAGAAUUCGACGAUCACUGCGAGGUGUUUAUCAAUGCUGGGGGCUUGCUCAACAACUGGAAGUGGCCAACAAUCCCCGGUAUUGGAGAGUUCGAAGGAAAAUUGAUGCAUUCAGCCGGCUGGGAUGAGUCUUACGAUCUCACCGGCAAACGCGUUGCUGUCAUUGGGAUCGGAUCAUCGGGUAUACAGAUCGUCCCCAAAGUCGUAAAAGAUGUGGACAAGUUGACCGUCUUCCUCCGCUCUAAAACCUGGAUUUCCCCUGGCCCAGGUAUCAACGAACCUGUGGACGACGAUCCGAAGAUGGAUUCACGCUACAACUACACGGCCGACGAGAUCUCUCGUUUCAACAGCGACCCGGAGUACCUCAAGCAACACCGACGCAAUCUGGCCGACCGACGCGCCAAGAUCUUCGACCGCGCAAUCAAGACCAGUGAUCUCCAGUCUAGAGCGCAAGUCGUUUUCCGCGGCACCAUGAAAGAGCGCCUAGGAGACACCGAAAAGGGGCGCAGAAUUGCGGAAAUACUUAUCCCUGAUUUCCCGAUCGGGUGCAGGAGACAGACGCCCGGCAUCGGCUUCUUGGAGAGCUUGGUGAGGCCCAAUGUCGAGGUGAUACAGGAUGGGAUCGUGAGGGUCACCAAGGAAGGGAUUGUAUGUAAGGAUGGGGAGAAGAGGAGCUUGGACGUCAUCAUUUGCGCCACGGGGUUCGAUACGACCUUCAAACCUCGAAUUCCAAUCGUCGGCCAAAAUGGGUUAGAUUUGCGGCGGAAAUGGGACCAGGAAGACCCAGAGGCAUAUUUUGGGAUUGCGGUGCCUGGAUUCCCGAACUAUUUUUCCUUCCUCGGCCCCAACAGUCCCAUCUCCAACGGCACGCUCGUCGGCGGUCUCCAGAUGACGGCCGUGUACAUCUACAAAGCCAUCUCCAAAUUGCAGACCCAGUCCAUCAAAUCUCUAGCCAUCAAGCCCGAGGUGGUGCGCGACUACAACAUCCACUGCCACAAGUGGCUCGAGCGCAGCGUCUGGACAGCCCCCUGCGCGAGCUGGUACAAGCGCGGAACCAAGGACGGGAAGGUGGUCGCCAUCUACGCGGGCACCAGCUACCACUUCAUGGAGGCGCUCCGCGAGCCCCGCUGGGAGGACUACGAGUACGAGUACGAGGUCGACGCCGGCGGCGUGGGCAGGAACCGCUUCGCGUACCUGGGCAACGGACAUACUGUGGAUGAGGAGCACGGGGAGAAUAUGGCGAAGAUCCAGACGUUGGAUUUUGACGAGUACUGGGAUAUUGUGGCGUAG